AUGAAAAAGGAGUUAAAGUUGCUUAUAUACGCCAACUUUAUGUUGGUGGUGUUUAUCCUGUACUAUACGUUUGAUCUGCUGAUGUUGUGUAUAGAUGAUACUUUCCAAGAUGCGCUGUUGGACUUUGAGCUGAAUCCACCUAGAGACAGGGUCACUGGUCUAGAAGUGCACGAUGGGAAACCUGAGUUGAUUCCAAAGAUUAUCCACCAGACUUACAAAACAGAGGAUAUACCCGAGCAAUGGAAAGAAUCACAGAAGAAAUGUAUAGACCUGCAUCCAGAUUAUGAGUAUAUCCUGUGGACAGAUGAGAUGGCUCUAAAAUUCAUCAAGGAGGAGUACGCUUGGUUCCUUGACACAUUUGAGAACUACAAGUAUCCUAUACAGCGUGCCGAUGCCAUCAGAUACUUCAUAUUGUCACACUACGGUGGUAUAUACAUUGACCUGGAUGACGGUUGUGAAAGAAGGCUCGACCCACUAUUGAAAGUGCCCGCGUUUGUUAGAAAGACCUCGCCGUUGGGUGUCUCGAAUAAUGUGAUGGGCUCUGUCCCUAGACAUCCUUUCUAUUUGAAAUUGCUCAACUCUUUAAAACAUUACGACAAGUACUGGUUUAUACCAUACCUGACCAUCAUGGGCUCAACUGGCCCACUUUUCGUAAGUGUCAUAUGGAAACAGUACAAGAGAUGGGGUGUGCCCGAGAACGGUGUGGUGAGGAUAAUGCAACCAGCAGACUAUAAGAAGCACACAUACUCAUUCUUUUCUAUCUCAAAGGGUUCUUCAUGGCAUAUGGAUGACGCAGUUUUCAUGAAAUCUCUGGAGAACCAUAUAUUGUCAUGUGUUGUUGCUGGCUUCAUUGUUGGGUUCAUCAUCCUGUAUGGUGAAUAUGUUUUCUACUGUUGGUUAUGUGCCUCUUGGUUGGGUUCCUCGAAUGAUCCAGAAGCAGAAAGUCAAGAUGAUGAAGACGAUUUCAUUUACAACAAAGGAAGUCAAUAUUACCAGCAAGGUCACGGCUCAAUCUUUUUGGGCACAAGUAUUAGCCCUUUGAGAAAACUAAAUAAAAGUCUAUUCUCAACAUUAUACACAAAGCUGGUACCGUCAUCGUCAUCUUCUUCGGCAUCGGCCUGUUCAGUUUCAGAGAAAUACUCUACUCCGAAACUAAGCAGAUCAGUAGCUGAGUACUAUUCCUUAAGAAAGGAGAACAGUGUACAUUUUAACAGCCCCACGCCUAAGGGUAAAAGAAGUCGUAAGGACUCUAACGUCCGUUUUACCAAUUUCCUGCUUUCCGACAUAGAGAAACUUGAUCCUAAUGUGGAGGACCUAACGAAUUAG
This is a messenger RNA of Nakaseomyces glabratus, 1326 nucleotides long. RefSeq names its product mannosylinositol phosphorylceramide synthase catalytic subunit CSH1 (gene CSH1). Gene Ontology annotation, molecular function: mannosyltransferase activity. NCBI's taxonomy places the organism in Eukaryota, Fungi, Ascomycota, Saccharomycetes, Saccharomycetales, Saccharomycetaceae. The record is from RefSeq and is a predicted model, not a curated record. Gene Ontology annotation, biological process: mannosyl-inositol phosphorylceramide biosynthetic process.